UUAUUCCGUAGGCUCCAGGAUGCAGGGAUGGGCUGCACUGCCAGCAUUGUUCUGCUUCAAGCUUUUCGUUCUGUGGUCCAGAGGAGCUGUCCACACAUUUGUAGACGACGCCAGGAGGAACCAUCCCAUGAAAUUUUGCCUCUGGAAAGUGACGAUGAAAUGAGUAGACCCAGAACGCUCAUCAUAAUGCAGGAAAAACCCAGACUUCUUGAGCCUUUGGAUUAUGAAACUGUCAUUGAAGAGCUUGAGAAGACCUAUCGAAAUCACCCCAAUCAAGAUCUCCUCUUCUUUCCCAAGGAUGACUUCUCAACUGCCACAGUGUCCUGGGAUAUCCGAACAUUAUACUCAACAGUACCUGAGGAUGCGGAGUGCAAAGCAGAAAAUCUACUGGUAAAAGAGGCUUGUAAAUUUUAUAGCUCCCAGUGGCAUGUGGUGAACUACAAAUAUGAACAGUAUUCUGGAGACAUUCGGCAGUUACCCAGAACAGAAUACAAGCCAGAGAAACUUCCUUCACAUUCCUUUGAGGUUGACCACGAAGAUGCUGAUAAGGAUGAAGAUUCCACGUCCCACUCUUCGUCCAAGGGUGGAGGGGGCACAGGAGGGACCGGAGUGUUCAGGUCCGGCUGGCUAUACAAGGGGAACUUCAAUAGCACCGUGAACAAUACCGUCACUGUCCGGUCUUUCAAAAAGCGCUUCUUCCAGUUGACCCAGUUACCCGAUAACUCCUACAUUAUGAAUUUUUAUAAAGAUGAAAAAAUAUCCAAAGAACCCAAAGGCUGCAUUUUUCUGGAUUCCUGUACAGGUGUAGUGCAGAAUAACAGACUAAGAAAAUAUGCCUUCGAGUUGAAAAUGAAUGACCUGACCUAUUUUGUGCUGGCAGCUGAAACAGAGUCAGAUAUGGAUGACUGGAUCCACACCCUCAACCGCAUCCUGCAGAUCAGUCCCGAGGGGACCCUGCAGGGAAGAAGGAGCACAGAGCUCACAGAGCUGGGCCUGGAUUCACUGGACAAUUCUGUAGCUUGUGAAUGCACAGCAGAGGAAACAGAUUCUCCAGAGAACAGCCUGCACCCCGACUUCACAAAAUACCUCAUGGAAACAGAAGAGACUGUCAAAACAACUCGAAACAUGGAAAGGCUAAAUCUCUUCUCGCUGGAUCCAGAUAUAGAUACCUUGAAAUUUCAGAAAAAGGAUCUUUUGGAAUCUGAGUUUGUGAUCAAACCAUUUGAAGAAAAAGCAGCCAAGAGAAUCAUGAUCAUUUGUAAAGCUCUGAACUUCAGCCUGCAGGGAUGUGUUACAGAAAAUGAAAAUGAUCCAAUAACAAAUAUUGAGCCCUUUUUUGUGAGUGUAGCACUUUAUGACCUCAGAGACAGCAGGAAGAUUUCUGCGGAUUUCCACGUGGAUCUGAACCACACAGCUGUCAGGCAGAUGCUCCCAGGGGCUCCUGUAACUCUGGAAAAUGGAAACAUUGAGAGUUUCAGCCCCAGACAAUCAGAAGAACCUCAUGUCAAAGGAUUUCCGGAAGAAUGGCUGAAGUUUCCAAAACAGGCUAUCUUUUCUGUAAGCAAUCCACAUUCUGAAAUUGUUCUGGUGGCCAAAAUAGAAAAAGUGCUGAUGGGAAGUAUUACCAGUGGUGCUGAGCCUUACAUCAAGAAUCCAGACUCCAACAAGUAUGCACAAAAGAUAUUAAAGUCCAACAGGCAGUUCUGCAGCAAGUUGGGGAAGUACCGUAUGCCGUUUGCUUGGGCAGUGAGAUCAGUAUUUAAAGACAACCAGGGAAAUGUGGACAGAGACUCAAGAUUUUCACCACUGUAUAGACAAGAAAGCAGCAAGAUUUCAGCAGAGGACCUACUUAAGCUCGUGUCAGACUAUAGAAGAGUUGACAGAGUAAGCAAGAUACAGACCAUCCCAGGAAACCUGGACGUUGCUGUCGACACCAUCCCUAUGGAUCAUCCAAACUGUGUGACAUCGUCCUUUGUCCCUGUCAAGCCUUUCAAUGUGACAGCUCAACCAGAACCCACAGUGGAGGUUGAAGAAUUUAUUUAUGACACAACAAAGUUUUGCCGUCCCUACAGAGUGUACAAAAAUCAAAUUUACAUUUACCCCAAACAUCUUAAGUAUGACAGCCAAAAAUGUUUCAACAAGGCACGAAAUAUAACUGUGUGCAUUGAAUUCAAAAAUUCUGAUGAAGAAGGUGCCAAGCCCCUGAAGUGUAUUUAUGGAAAACCUGGAGGACCCCUGUUCACCUCAGCUGCCUACACCACAGUUCUGCACCAUUCCCAGAACCCGGAUUUCUCUGACGAGGUGAAAAUUGAGCUCCCCACGCAACUCCAUGAGAAACACCAUAUUUUGUUCUCAUUUUAUCAUGUCACCUGUGACAUCAAUGCCAAAGCUAAUGCCAAAAAGAAGGAGGCUCUGGAGACAUCAGUUGGGUAUGCUUGGCUUCCUCUGAUGAAACACGAUCGGAUAACCUCGCAAGAGUACAAUAUCCCAGUAGCGACCAGUCUGCCUCCAAACUAUCUAAGUUUCCAAGAUUCUGCAAGUGGAAAGCAUGGUGGGAGUGACAUUAAAUGGGUUGACAAUGGCAAACCACUCUUCAAAGUAACAACAUUUGUUGUAUCAACAGUGAAUACUCAGGAUCCAUACGUGAAUGAAUUUUUCCAACAGUGCCAAAAGAGAGAGAAAGAUAUGUCUGAGUCACCUACCUCGAAAUUCAUCCGCUCCUGUAAGAAUCUAUUGAACGUUGAAAAGAUUCAAGCAAUCAUGAGCUUCCUCCCUAUCAUCUUGAAUCAGCUCUUCAAGGUCCUGGUACAGAAUGAAGAAGAUGAAAUUUGCACCACCGUGACCAGGGUUUUGACAGACAUCGUGGCUAAGUGCCACGAGGAGCAGCUGGAACACUCUGUCCAGUCAUACAUCAAGUUUGUGUUCAAGACCAGGACAUGCAAAGAUAGGACGAUCCAUGAGGAACUGGCUAAAAAUGUGACUGGUCUUUUGAAGUCCAAUGAAUCGACGACAGUUAAGCAUGUCUUAAAGCACUCCUGGUUCUUCUUUGCAAUUAUUCUAAAAUCAAUGGCACAGCACUUGAUUGACACAAAUAAAAUUCAGCUUUCUCGGGCUCAAAGAUUUCCAGAAUCUUACCAAAACGAACUGGACAAUCUUGUAAUGGUUCUGUCCGACCACGUGAUUUGGAAAUAUAAAGAUGCACUUGAAGAAACGAAGCGGGCCAACCACAGCGUUGCCAGAUUUCUUAAGCGCUGCUUUACUUUUAUGGACCGGGGCGUUGUGUUUAAGAUGGUCAACAGCUACAUCAGCAUGUUCUCUUCUGGGGAUCUCAAGACCUUAUGCCAGUACAAAUUUGAUUUUCUCCAAGAAGUAUGUCAACAUGAACAUUUUAUUCCUCUGUGUCUUCCCAUAAGAUCAGCAUAUAUUCCAGAUCCUUUGACACCUUCAGAAUCAACUCAGGAGUUACAUGCAUCAGAUAUGCCAGAAUAUUCAGUCACGAAUGAAUUUUGUCGAAAGCAUUUCUUAAUUGGAAUCCUGCUCCGAGAAGUUGGCUUUGCGCUGCAGGAAGACCAAGAUAUAAGACACUUAGCUUUAGCUGUUCUAAAAAAUCUAAUGGCUAAGCAUUCAUUUGAUGAUCGAUACAGAGAACCAGCAAAACAGGCGCAGAUAGCAAGUCUAUACAUGCCUCUCUAUGGCAUGCUUUUGGACAACAUGCCAAGAAUUUACCUGAAAGAUCUGUAUCCUUUUAUUGUCAAUACAUCUAAUCAAGGUUCUAGAGAUGACCUCAGUACCAACGGAGGAUUUCAUACCCAGUCAACUAUGAAACAUGCAAACUCAGUGGAUACAUCAUUUUCUAAAGAUGUUUUAAAUUCCAUAGCAGCCUUUUCAUCAAUAGCUAUUUCUACAGUAAACCAUGCUGAGUCCAGAGCAUCCUUAGCAAGUCUUGACUCCAACCCAAGUACCAACGAGAAGAGCAGUGAGAAGACCGAUAACUGUGAAAAGAUCCCAAGACCCUUGUCUUUGAUAGGCUCAACUCUUCGCUUUGACAAAUUAGAUCAAGCAGAAACCAGGAGUCUUCUUAUGUGCUUUCUUCACAUUAUGAAAACCAUUUCGGAGGAAACUUUGAUCACCUACUGGCAAAGGGCACCCAGUCCAGAAGUGUCUGACUUUUUCAGCAUUUUGGAUGUUUGUCUCCAAAAUUUCAGAUACCUAGGAAAACGCAAUAUAAUAAGAAAAAUUGCUGCUGCAUUUAAAUUUGUGCAGUCCACCCAGAACAAUGGAACACUCAAAGGAUCAAAUCCUUCCUGCCAAGCGUCGGGCCUCUUGCCACAAUGGAUGCACACCACCUCCAGUCAAGAAGGACAUAAACAUCACAGAUCGCAAACUUUACCUAUAAUUCGAGGCAAAAAUGCACUUUCGAAUCCCAAACUCUUACAGAUGUUAGACAAUACCAUGACCAAUAAUGCCAAUGAAAUAGACAUCGUUCACCAUGUGGACACAGAGGCCAAUAUAGCUACUGAGGUUUGCCUGACUAUUCUAGACCUGCUGUCGCUCUUCACUCACAUUCACCAGAGACAAAUGCAGCAAGCUGAUUGUCAAAAUUCAAUGAUGAAGAGGGUCUUUGAUACCUACAUGCUCUUCUUCCAAGUCAACCAGUCAGCCUCUGCUCUGAAGCAUGUGUUUGCAUCCCUGAGACUGUUUGUAUGCAAGUUUCCCUCAGCAUUUUUUCAAGGACCCGCUGACCUCUGCGGAGCCUUCUGCUAUGAAGUCCUAAAAUGUUGUAACCACAGAUCACGGUCAACUCAGACAGAGGCAUCAGCACUCCUGUACUUUUUCAUGAGGAAGAACUUUGAAUUUAACAAGCAGAAGUCAAUUGUCCGGUCUCACUUACAACUCAUCAAGGCUGUAAGCCAGUUAAUAGCUGAUGCUGGAAUUGGAGGUUCUCGGUUUCAGCAUUCCCUUGCAAUCGCCAACAAUUUUGCUAAUGGAGACAAGCAAAUGAAAAACAGCAAUUUCCCAGCAGAGGUGAAAGACCUGACUAAACGCAUAAGGACGGUUUUAAUGGCCACAGCUCAGAUGAAGGAGCAUGAAAAGGACCCAGAGAUGCUCGUGGACCUCCAGUACAGCCUGGCUAACUCCUAUGCAAGCACCCCUGAGCUCCGAAGGACCUGGUUAGAGAGCAUGGCCAAGAUUCAUGCAAGAAAUGGAGACUUAUCUGAGGCUGCCAUGUGCUACAUCCACAUCGCUGCCCUCAUUGCAGAAUACCUGAAGAGAAAGGGUUACUGGAAAAUGGAAAAGAUUUGCACAGCAUCCCUGCUCGCGGACGAGAUGCACCCCUGUGAUAGCAAUCCAUUACUAACAACUCCCGGUGGAGGAAGCAUGUUCUCUAUGGGCUGGCCAGCUUUUCUGAGCAUUACACCAAACAUUAAAGAAGAAGGUGCAAUGAAAGAAGAUUCAGGAAUGCAAGAUACACCAUACAAUGAGCAUAUCCUGGUAGAGCAGCUGUACAUGUGUGUGGAAUUUCUCUGGAAGUCUGAAAGAUAUGAACUUAUCGCCGAUGUCAACAAGCCCAUCAUUGCUGUCUUUGAGAAGCAAAGGGACUUCAAGAAAUUAUCGGAUCUGUACUAUGACAUUCAUCGGUCUUACCUGAAAGUGGCUGAGGUGGUGAACUCUGAGAAGCGGUUGUUUGGUCGCUACUAUCGCGUGGCAUUUUAUGGGCAGGGAUUUUUUGAAGAAGAAGAAGGUAAAGAGUAUAUUUAUAAAGAGCCUAAACUGACAGGUCUCUCUGAAAUUUCCCAAAGACUACUCAAACUCUAUGCAGAUAAAUUUGGAGCAGACAAUGUGAAGAUAAUUCAGGAUUCCAACAAGGUAAACCCCAAGGAUUUGGACCCCAAAUUUGCCUAUAUCCAGGUGACCUAUGUCACGCCAUACUUCGAGGAAAAGGAAAUUGAGGACCGGAAGACGGAUUUCGAAAUGCAUCACAACAUCAACCGCUUUGUCUUUGAGACACCCUUCACGCUGUCAGGCAAGAAGCAUGGGGGCGUGGAAGAGCAGUGCAAGAGGAGAACGGUCCUGACGACAAGCCACCUGUUCCCCUACGUGAAGAAGAGAAUACAAGUCAUCAGCCAAUCGAGCACAGAACUGAACCCUAUUGAAGUGGCCAUUGAUGAGAUGUCCAAGAAAGUGUCUGAGCUCAACCAGCUUUGCACAAUGGAGGACGUGGACAUGAUCAGGCUGCAGCUCAAGCUUCAGGGAAGUGUCAGCGUGAAGGUUAACGCUGGACCAAUGGCCUAUGCACGAGCUUUUCUAGAGGAGACUAAUGCGAAAAAGUACCCUGACAACCAAGUCAAGCUUCUGAAGGAAAUCUUCAGGCAAUUUGCAGAUGCGUGUGGGCAGGCCCUGGAUGUGAAUGAACGCCUCAUCAAGGAAGACCAGUUGGAGUAUCAGGAAGAACUAAGAUCCCAUUAUAAGGAUAUGCUCAGUGAACUCUCUGCAGUCAUGAAUGAGCAGAUUACCUACCGGCACGACCCAUCAAAACACGGAGCGGAGCCAACGUGCAGUCGAGUCAUUAGCCGGCCCACCUCAGCCCCCACUGUGCCCUCCGUCUCCAUCUCCUCCAGUGCUGAACCUUGAGGCCAGGACUGCAGAGAAUUUUCUGGAUCUGCAGCUCGCCGUGGGACAGAGAAACAGAUUUAAUUUAUUUGAAGUUUUUAUGGUGUUAAUAUAUUUUUUUUACCUCGCUAAGCUUGAGAAUUUUGCCAGCCUCCCAGAUUUGCACAUUUCUAUGUUUUUUUUCUUUAAAUAGCAUUGAUCAACCCGAGAUGAAUAUUUACCGCAUAAUUCCCACGAACGUGGGCCUCCAAAGCAAACCAAAGUUUGCUGUCAGUUUCAUUAUGUUCAAGCCAAUUCCUGGUACUUGCAUUUUAAAGGUCAAAGUGAAUGUUUUUGUAACAUUUAAGCAUAUUUGAGGUGUAAAUAGGAUAUUGUAAAAAAUAUGGUUUUUACCAAACUUAAAAGAACCUUUUUAGUUAAUACUGAUGACAGUGCUAAAAUUAUAUGAAUAACAUUUUAGAUACCAUUAUAUUAAAAUAUUUGUGUAUGUGUACAAAAGUGUUGAUAAAUACUAAUCUUUAAAGUUUGUGGAAUUCCCUUAUUUGUAAUAUAUGUGCUCUUGAAAAGCAAGAGGCCAUGAAAUUAUGGAAGUAUUUUGUUGUUAAUAGAAAUAAAAAUACGGUUACUUUGCAUUUGG
Sorex fumeus (smoky shrew) is the source of this 7249-nucleotide messenger RNA. RefSeq names its product dedicator of cytokinesis 10 (gene DOCK10). Gene Ontology annotation, biological process: regulation of cell migration; positive regulation of GTPase activity; small GTPase-mediated signal transduction. The transcript has 56 exons. Gene Ontology annotation, molecular function: guanyl-nucleotide exchange factor activity. NCBI's taxonomy places the organism in Eukaryota, Metazoa, Chordata, Mammalia, Eulipotyphla, Soricidae. The record is from RefSeq and is a predicted model, not a curated record. The coding region runs from base 28 to 6633 and encodes 2201 amino acids.